Molecule: messenger RNA, 438 nt
Organism: Bipolaris zeicola 26-R-13
Lineage: Eukaryota; Fungi; Ascomycota; Dothideomycetes; Pleosporales; Pleosporaceae
Exons: 1
Source: RefSeq, a predicted model, not a curated record
CGCGCAGAGGGCGUCAUCUCCACUCCACCCCAGACACUUGCCGGGAUGGCUCUCCGAAUCAGACGCUUGGAAACCGGCCUGAUCCUAAUGAGCGCAAUUCAUGCAAUGCCGUCUACUGGCCACUACCCUCUGGAUCCACCCGCGCUAUUUGCAGAUAUGCCCUACAGCCAGCCUAUGCCGCCCCAUAGACACGCUCGCGAUGCGUCAAUCCAGCCUGCAAAAGACGUGAACUGCUCGUUCCCCGAGUGCCCACUUGGCGCGUCUGGCUGCUUCUGCUGGAACGAGCAGUGUGUGCGUCUUGAGGCGGGCACCCGACGACUUUUGCGUAACAGCAAUGGCCCUCGACCAAGGGGGGUUGGUGGACCGGAGCUGUGCUGCGCUUUGGCUCCAUCCCACUCGCGCCAUGUUCCAAGUCCCGGGCGGUGUUUCGACGCGUAG